AAUAAGCAUAGAAAACUCAUUAGCAACGGAUUUAGAUAAUUCACGUAACAUUACGUUUUCCACACAUUCUGGACUUCUGAUGUAUUUACGACCGUAACAUUCGUUCGUACAUCUAAACAAAGACUAUUUAUAAAAUAAUCAGAAAACUGCGAACUCCCCAUGAAACUACAACAAUUUAGCCUCCACCAAUAAUUUUGAAAAAGAAAAAAAAACGCGAAGAAACUUAAUUCUUUAAUACUUCAAGUUUCAAUAUCACAAGUAAUGGAUUAACUCUAAUGUCAACGACGAAUGUCUUGCGAUUACUAAUCGAACUGAAGAUUUCCCCAGUUCUUCUUCAACUGUUGCGCAGUGCACAGUGUUUCGCAGUUUUUAUGAACAUUGAAGCAACGAUGAGGAUCGAAAGAUGAGAUUGAGAUAACAUUUUUUUUAUCCAUUUUGAACUUUUCCGAUAAGAGGAAUAAAAGUGAAAAGUAAUCAGUGCGAUUAUCAUUACAUCAUUAAAUAUUUUGUUUCACUCAUGAUAAGAAUAACAUGAUGAUGCGAUUAUGACGUAAAAUUGAAAACAAAUUAAAUUGUUCAAUGAGUGAAAUAAAAAUAGGUAAUCAGAGGUGAAGCGAUAAAACAGGAUAAGUCAACUCAACUCCAGGAUGAAUGGAAUCCAGGCAGAGAAACGCCUGGGCUUUCUCUACUCACUAUCAGCGAUCCUCUCGACAAUGUCCCUCGUAUGCAUCUUAAUUGUCUGGCAACACUGGUCUCGGACCCUGAACGGAUGCAUCGGCAUCGACGUUGAUUGUGGUUGCAUUUUGUACGGUGUUAACUCGUUUAGCACCUUUAUGGGUGGUGACGUCAAGAUCUGCCACUUUGGAGUGUACGGGCUCGUUCCGGCAAUUUUUAUGGGCGUUAUUCUUGGAUUCUACCAUGGGUACAGAUCGUGCUUCAUGCGGAGUCUCGAUGAGCCGAAGGUUUCGAGAGGAAUUACUUAUUACAACAACAGGAGUGAUAAUGAAGGUAGCGUGGUUGUGGUAGCCCCGAAGGGUAGAUCGCCAUGUAAACAAUGGAUGCCGCCCACUUUCUUAGCUGCAUUGAUCUGUUGUCUGUCUCUGGCACAUGCUGUCGUUGUUACUGACGGGUAUUACAAGACUUGUGAGCAAUACAAGAAACAGACAAUUCAGAUGAUGGGAUCCAGGGGAAGAGAAGCUGAGGUGAAUAAAACUCAUGAAAUGGUCAACUUCCAGAAUUACAAAUUUUGAAAAUUAUGAUUGAU
Messenger RNA from Diachasma alloeum, 1264 nucleotides. RefSeq lists its product as uncharacterized. Lineage: Eukaryota; Metazoa; Arthropoda; Insecta; Hymenoptera; Braconidae. The record is from RefSeq and is a predicted model, not a curated record. The transcript is spliced from 3 exons. Bases 648 to 1250 code for a protein of 200 amino acids.